Messenger RNA from Thermothelomyces thermophilus ATCC 42464, 1885 nucleotides. RefSeq lists its product as uncharacterized. Gene Ontology annotation, biological process: proteolysis. The transcript has 3 exons. NCBI's taxonomy places the organism in Eukaryota, Fungi, Ascomycota, Sordariomycetes, Sordariales, Chaetomiaceae. Bases 176 to 1783 code for a protein of 535 amino acids. Gene Ontology annotation, molecular function: metallocarboxypeptidase activity; zinc ion binding. The record is from RefSeq and is a predicted model, not a curated record.
CAGCGCCAACCCCAGCGAGCUCCUCCGGACUCCAUCCAGACGUGUACGGAAUACACCUAUCUACGUUGCCUCGUCCCACUGUACACGACAGAUUACCGGAGUAGGACUCGUUCCCGUCGAAUUACCCGCGUUCCAAUGGACUUCGACGUUACGUCUUCAGAAUAGUUAAACAAAGAUGCGACUGCUCGUGCGAUCAUUAGCCGCGUUACCCAUCGCCCUCUCCCUCGUCUUUCCCUUGCCGACCGCUGGCGCUGGGUUACAGCCAUCCCCGUACCAACGCCUGGAUCGCUCAGAGUCAACCAGCCAUGUGUUCCCGUUUCUGAAAUGGCUCCGUGACAGCGCGGUGGAGGCCGUCUUCGGAAGGCCGCCGACCAAAACAAAGGACCAGAGACCUGGCCCGCAGUUACAAUCUAGGUACCGGAAUGACGUCGUGGUUCGAUUUAACGUCACCAACCCUGAGGAGGAGGGCGCCAUCGCUCAGGCAGUUAGCCAGAUGUUUCUCGACGUCUGGGCCUUUGCACCUGAUUUUGUCGAUGUGAGGCUGGCCAAGGACGACCUUUCGGCGCUGCUCACCCUGCUGCCCGGCUCGCUGGAGCCCUCGAUACUCAUACCCGACGUCGCAGCAGCAGUGUGGGCGACAUAUCCUUCGUCAUCCGCUGGGGCUUCCCGACUCCAGUGGAGCACGGCAGACGCCGCCAAAAUGAGGACGUCCCUGGACGGGGUUGGAAAUAUCUUCUUUCAGGACUACCAGCCCUUGGCUGUCAUCACAAACUGGAUGCGCCUGCUCGAGGCCAUGUUUCCAUCCGUCGCUAGCAUGAGUAGUAUCGGCAAGUCGUACGAGGGCCGUGAUCUCUAUGCUCUGCGUGUCGGUGCUCCCAGCGACGAUAGUGAAGCCAGCGGGCCUAGAAAGACGAUUCUCAUCACGGGUGGUCUCCACGGCCGUGAGUGGAUAUCGACAAGCUCGGUCAACUACCUGUUAUGGUCGGCAGUCACAUCAUACGGCACCGAUUCAAUGAUGACCAAGCUUCUCAAGCACUUCGAUAUCGUGUUCAUCCCAGUCCUCAACCCCGACGGCUACGAAUACACCUGGAAAGUGGAUCGGCUCUGGCGCAAAUCACGACAACCAACCAAGAUGCGUUUCUGCCGUGGCCUCGACCUCGACCAUGCCUUUGGCCACAGCUGGGACGCAGGCAGGCACACAUCCGACCCAUGCUCGGAGAGCUACGGCGGGGAACAGCCCUUCCAGGCCGUCGAAGCAGCCGCUUUGGCGCAGUGGGCCUUGAAUGAGACGGAAAAUGGUCUCAACUUUGUGGCCUUCCUCGACUUGCACUCAUACUCGCAACAAGUGCUCUUUCCGUACGCGUACACAUGCUCCCUCGAGCCGCCCAACCUUGAGAACCUCGAAGAGCUCGCGGUGGGGUUAGCAAAGGCGAUCCGUAUCUCGAGCGGAGAGCCGUACACCGUUAGUUCUGCAUGCGAGGGAGCUGUUGCCGGGGCCUACAGCGCGAGCGAUUCGCUUCGGCGCAUCGAGGCUAGGGGCGGCGCAGCCAUCGAUUGGUUCUAUCACGAACUGCACGCACGGUACAGCUACCAAAUCAAGUUGCGAGAUACUGGGAGCUACGGAUUUUUGGUUCCAAGUGACAAUAUCGUUCCCACCGGCGAGGAGAUGCUGAACGCUUUGAAGUAUCUUGGCGAUUAUCUCCUUGGAAACAACGGCAUUGAGAAGCUGCUGGCUCAACAGCCAUUGGACCACUGGAAGGAUUUGAAGCGGCGGAGGCGGUAAAGUCAACGAUUUGGAAAUCCGCGGUUCGGCAUUAUCGUUACCGAGAAAGGGACAUGGCUUGUAUGGGAUUUGCUGGCGUCUACGGGACGGUUGAUUUGGAUA